Molecule: messenger RNA, 3223 nt
Organism: Papilio polytes (common Mormon)
Lineage: Eukaryota; Metazoa; Arthropoda; Insecta; Lepidoptera; Papilionidae
Product: peroxidasin homolog
Exons: 7
Coding region: 1-951 (316 amino acids)
Biological process (GO): synapse organization
Cellular component (GO): neuron projection membrane
Source: RefSeq, a predicted model, not a curated record
AUGACUCGGGGCAAGCUUUCAAAACCGGCUACUAACCAUUGUCUAUCUCUUUGGCUACAUUUGCUCUUUGUUAAUAACAAAUGUUUGUUGUCAGGCGCAUGCGACGUGGCGGGCGGGGCGGGGUCAGUGAACUCGCUGCCGGGCGGGGGCAGCGCGCGCCUGGCGCCCUCCUUCGACGUGGCCACGCCGCGCAACGUCACCGCGCUCGUCGGCAAAUCCGCCUACCUCAGCUGCCGCGUGCGCAACCUCGGCAACAGAACGGUGUCGUGGAUCCGGCACCGCGACCUGCACAUCCUGACGGUGGGCGGCUACACGUACACGUCGGACCAGCGCUUCCAGGCGACGCACUCGCCGCAGACGGACGACUGGACGCUGCAGGUGAAGUGGGCGCAGCAGAGAGACGCAGGCGUCUACGAGUGCCAGGUCUCCACGCAGCCCGUGCGCUCCUUCUUCGUCACGCUGCACGUCGUUGAUUGUGACGAGAUUUAUCAGAGGAUGUUUUCCGACGCAGUGCCGUCGGCGCGCAUCCUGGGCGGGCCGGAUCUGCACGUCGACAUCGGCUCCACUAUCAACCUCACCUGCCUCAUACAGUUCAGCCCCGAGCCGCCCGCGUACAUAUUCUGGUACCACGAGGACGAGGUGAGCGGACGCAAACAGGUGAUAUCGUACGACUCAUCGCGCGGAGGCGUGUCCGUGGUGACGGAAAAGGGCGCGGCCACGACGUCGUACCUGCUGGUGCAGGACGCCGCGCCUGCAGACUCCGGCCGCUACUCCUGCUCGCCCUCCAAUGCCGAGGUCGCCUCCGUCAGGGUCCACGUGCUCAACGGCGAGCGGCCGGCGGCGAUGCAGACGGGCUCGGCGGGCCUGUCGGACAGCUGGGGCUGCCUGGCGGCGCUGCUGCUGGCGGCGGCACUGCACGCCCGCAUGCUGCGCGCCGCGCUCGCUAGCUGAUCGCGCGCCCGCCCCGCACCGCUCCGCACCGCCCCUUUCAACGUUAUCGUCUCGUAACUAAGUUACUAGAAACGAAAACUUAUUUAAUUCUAAGUUAUAAGUACCUUAAUAAUUUCGAAUAGAGAUUUUACAAUAGUCGUAAGGUUUUUAUGAAACGAUCACUAGUGGGUAGCGUUCGACGACAACGUAGCCAAUGACCCGAGCUUCUCGAACGAUGAUGGAUUUGACGAGUAGCUACAACGCUACUUUUUUAUAAGCACAUUUGAUUUGUAACAUUGUAAAACAUUUCAAAAAUCAUAAAAUUAUGGCAAAAACUGUAAUAUUGAUUUAAACGCCUACAAAUUUUAUUUAACGUUAUCUUGCAACUUGUAUUAUCUAGGUGAAGUUCCUGAUACUACUGCUCGGUGACAAUUUGAACUUUGUUGUCCGGCAAUACGGACGGUAAUUCUUAGGAACGUCUCGGGUCCUACUUAUGUAUAAAUAAUGUCAUUCGUUGCUCGCGGCGACUGUAAAUAUAUACUGAGGGAGGGAAUAAUGUAAUUAAGUUAAUAAUUAAUGUAAGUAAAUUAAACAUUGUUAAAAGAAGAAAGCCGCAUCGCCGACAGCGACCGCGGCGGCUGCGAUAUAAGUCAUAGUUAAACUAUAAGCACUAAUAACAAGUUAAGUCUGUCGAUGUGUUUGUCUUGAGUCAGCAAUACUUGUGUUGUGGUAAGAUUCACAAUAAUGUAUUGAGAAGGCAAUUGUACACGUAAUGAGAUUAAGUUCUUUUUCAGUAUUUGUUACACAAAAACUGUGAUUGACAUCUGAAAUAAAGUAAAGGGCUAUUUAAUAUUUUGAAUUGUUGUCUUAUAAUUAAAUGUUUUAAUAGUCAAACACGAGAGGACGGGGACGUUUUAUUUUUUUAUUUAACUACUUAGAAUUUGUUAAUAAAUAGCAAUCUUUCAAAUACAUAAUUGAAUAGGUACGUCCUCAGUGUUUUACUAUUAUUUAUAAGAAUGUUGCCGUUGUUUUUAAGAAAUUACGAAAUAUUGAAUAUUUAGUUGAAUUCUUAUGUACACUGUGUUAGACUAAGUUCUUGUAAAUUCUGCGACUCGUGCAAGUGUCUUGUUCACUUCUAUAAACAAUAACAACUUUGUGUUACGUUUCAUCGAAGAUGGUUCAUUAAUUACUAUAUGUAUUUGCAUAGAUUCAUACUCUUUACAUACCCGAGUCACAAAAAUGAGGCCUGAAAGGUUUCAUUUACAAUACAAAAUGGUAUUUCAAAAAUCAACUAUCCAUUGGUCGUCAAACUGUUAUGAAAUACUUUAUCUAUAGAUUAUGUAUCUAUGCAUGUAUAAAUUUAAAAAAUACACACAAUUUUUAAUUUUUCUUGAUGCUAUAAAAUACUUAUAAUGAAUGUUGAAUGUUUUGUGUUGUAAACAGAUUUAGUUAUAAAAAAAUGUCAGACAAAGUCGUGUGGUACUCGGCGAUAGUACAAUGUGAUUAGGAGACUGCCAGGGAUCAGCGGAAUUGUUGUUUUCGAUUAAGUUUUAGAUAUUGAUAAAGUCAUGUAAAAUUAUAAAUAAAACGCAAUUGAAGCGUUUCUUUAAACUGUAUUAUCAUUAAUUGUCAUUUAUUUACUACAUUUCAUUUACUAAUUGUCGUAUAUAAAUUUAAAUGAUGUCAUUUCACAAAAUUGUAGAUUAAGGCAAAAUAACUUAAUCAAUGUGAUUUCUUACUACCGUAUAAAUAAAAGUAAUGUGACAUUUAAACUCAAAAAAUACAAACAGCGUAAUGAAUAAAUGUAAGUUUCCAUAAAUGAAGUAACGAGCUAUCAGUCCGCAAACACGAUUCAAUAGUUAGCAAGAAAAUGUACAUAAAUUAAUAUUAUUCCCAUAACGAGCUAAUGUUACAUUACUCAUUUUUUACACAAUUCCAAUCAAAUCAAAUCUUUGGGUAGAAUAAAACAAAAUAUGUACGCUAAGUAACAUAAAUUAUAAUACCGUCUGAUUGAAAAAUGUUUAAGACAUUUAGUUAUUAUACAAGAUUUGUAAUAACUAGAGGAGAACUGAAAUAAAUCGGUUAUUUGUAAGUGCAUGGUUGGUGCAUCGUGCAAGGUGCAGUGUGUACUCGUAGUGUGCGAGGCGCGCGGCGCGGCGUGCUCCACACUGCAAGUGGCCCGCGCGGCCGCAAUGACCACAUUACGUCUGGAUGUUUCCAUGAUCUGUCUGUCGCUGAUUUUGUGUUCAAAAUAUUAGUUAAUAAAAAUAACCCUUUUAAGUUUAAUUCUAUU